AAGUUAAUACAGACCAAUGCUUUUUUAACUACGCAAGUUUUAUGUGUAAAACACUAAUUUAUUAAUAUUUUCGUCCGUGGAGUUCAAAUAAAUCUUCCUCAUAUUUAUCCAUCUUAACUGCGUAAGUGUUCAGUAAACGAAAUACAUAUUUUUGUGGAAGUGACGAAGACUAAUCUAGGUGUAACAAUGGAAUUAAUUGUAAAUCUGAGGAGUUUUUGUUUGCGGCUUGUACUUUAUAAAUAACUACGAGGGCGUUUUAUUUGAACACUUGUUACAUGACCUUUUGUUAUCUAAUCGUCCAAGUUUUGCAUUUUUUAACUUUGAUUAAAGUGCAUGUUUGUGUUAACAAAGAAAAUCGCUCUGUUGUAAGAGCGUGGUAGUAAAAUCACGGGAUAAAAAUGUAUUUGCUUUUUGACGAGACUUUAGUGGCAUAAAGUGCACUGCAAAAGUAAGGAAUUUAAAGCAACGUUUAGAAUUUCGUUACUACGAAGUUAAAAUGUAGUGGAGAUUAUUCUCAAACUACCACCAAAAAUAAAAAAGUUUAGAAAAAUUUUGCUACAACAUAGGCGUCGAAUAAUUCGUUGAGUUAACAAAGAACAAAAAUGAAAUGACGUCAUACAUUUUUUGGAGGAAAGAAACCGACAAAUUUCGGUUUAUCACGUUUACGAUAAUUUUAAUGUAAACCUAAAAUUCCGAAAUAGUUGAUUUGGUUUGUUGGAAAUCAUUUAUCUGGAACAAUAGGUAGAAUACAGAAACGAAAAACUUGCAAUUUAUAUCCUGAGCUACACAAAUACAUAAAAGGUAUUUUUUCUACUGUCACACGUUGGCCACGUGUAUCUGGAAGAUAAAACCUUAACACCUGCUGUGAAGCUGUCAAAGGAAAAUAGCCAACAAUUUUAUGAUCGGGAAGACAUAGUUUAUCGAUACUAACCACACCGUAAAAUAAUAAGUGACGUUUAUUGUUACGUGAGGAGUAAAAUAAACGUUUAAUUAUUUAAAUGUUUUAUUGAAGCCUUUAGUUAAAGUUGUAACAAACAGUCGCUCAUACGUAUGUCAAAUUCUGGAUCUCGAAUUCAGUUUUUAUCAACUGAGAUGAAAAAUCUAAAUCUGCUGUGUCUGAUGCUGCUAAUAGGGUUCGGAGUGUGUCUAAUCAAUGAUUUCGAUACAGAAGAGAUUGAAAACCUCAUCAAAGAAAAAUGUGAGAACAAUGGUGCAGGCGAAGAGGCUUUCGAAGCAUUCAUGGACCAACAAUCGGAUCUCCCAACGUGCCUCGGAGACCACAUAAACGUGAAAAUAUUCCAAGAUGAACUCGAAGAAUCGAAAAAAAGAGGCGCCAUGGACGAAGUAUUCGGCAAGUAUUGUCGAAAAUAUCCCGAAAUCUACACCUGCAUAGAAGCCGUAACCGACAAACUAAAACCAUGCCUGGACUCAAAAGAGGAAGAAACUAUGAAUAAAACGCUCCAAAUCGUUGGUACUUUAAAGGACUUUAUUUGUCGCAACGAUGGCGACUUCCUUGCUUUGUUUAUAGCAGAACAUGGCGUUGAAUGUUUCAAGUCGCGGAAAGAGCAACUACAAGAGUGUGUUAAUAAGACUAUCGGGGCAAAAAAUCCCACAGACUUGUCAGUUAACAGUUUGUCUAUGUUUUUGAUCACUGACAAGGAGUGCAAUGAUUUCGACAAAGUCGGAAAAUGCAUUGUCAAAGAACUAGAAAUGUGCGAAAAUAGCACACCGGCGAACGUCGCCUGGUCGUUGUUUAGGUUUCUGAAGAACUAUAUGCCUUGUCGAAAAAACGUCAAAAGUUCUACAUCUGCCACCACUGUCACUUUGUUUGUUGUAGGGUUCUCGUUUCUCUUUUCUAAGUUCUUGUGAUGUAGGUUAAGGAGGUGUGCAUUUGGUUUAGUUUUAUUUAUUUGUGCGCUGAUUCUAUGGCUUUAGCCCAGUUUUGGUGGUGUGUGAUGAGUGCUUGCGUACAAUAGGUACUCUAGAUUGUUACAAAAAUGAUAAUAUAUUUUUAUAUGAGUUGUUGUAAUUAAUCGUAAUUGUAUAUUACGUGUCACAAAUGGCAGAAGUGGAACCAACGACUGAAGACUGGACCACAAACUUUUCAACUAUGCUCCAUAAACUUGAAAAUUGUGUAAAUUGAAUACUCGUUAUCGGCUUAUUAGUGACGUUAAUGCAAUUAGUUACAACAUUUGCGGCAGAAUUAUUUCGGGACGAAAUACAUUUGGUUCAAAAGAACUAUUACAUAGUUGGUUGUAGAUAUUUAAAAUUUACACUUUGAUAAUUAAUAAUAAAUAACAAUUAGGAUAAAGUAUUAUAAAAAUAUGUUUUUGAUACAAACUCUUGUAAGUUAACAUUACCAAAGAUAAAUUCCACCAACGUUGGUUAACUUUGCUUCAUGAAUAUACCAUAUAAUAAUAUUUUAACAGUACUGCAUAUACUUGGUUGAUAUUUUGUGGAAUAACGUUAACAAUCGUUGAUGAAACAAUGUAAAUAAACGUACUUAAAAGGGAGAGGUUUGAGUUUGCUCUUAGACAAAAAUAAUAAUUUUCUUUAGUAUAAUAUUUCACGGACAAUUAAACAAUUAAAAAAUACUGAUGGUAGAUAAUAAAUCCCCGUACAUAAUAGACUUAGCUUUGUCACUUUGUAUUUUUUACAUUAUCUGAAAAAUAGAAACAUUUAUUAUAACAA
Messenger RNA from Zophobas morio, 2691 nucleotides. RefSeq names its product 27 kDa hemolymph protein-like. Bases 1051 to 1869 code for a protein of 272 amino acids. Lineage: Eukaryota; Metazoa; Arthropoda; Insecta; Coleoptera; Tenebrionidae. The transcript is spliced from 7 exons. The record is from RefSeq and is a predicted model, not a curated record.